AAAUAAUGGAUAUCAGAGAAAUUCAACGUCACCACGUUUUAAAAAUAACCAGAUUUUGAUCUCAUAGUUUGACUAUUUAAUGUGGGGUUGAUGAAGAAAGUUCAAACGAUAACUGAUGCUUCAACCAUAUUUGUUAUCGCGUAGUAUUUCUUAUCGCUUAUUCUGAUUUUCCUCCUCCGACUGCAGAGGUGAAUUCUGGGUAGCGUAGUUUACUGCUGUGUUUUAGCCCUUUGAUGACGUUUAUGUUCACGGUACAGAAAACUACAGCUCCCAAAGCAGACCAGCGCCCAGCAGAGAUUUGUUUUUAGCUUUUUUAGUAGCUUAGCUUAGACACACGAGUGGUGGCGUUGAAACCUACGAAAGCAUUUACUUUAAUCUUCUUUUGGCUUUGGAAAAACAUUUUUCUUCUGCUCGAAACUACUGACAUUUUCCCAUCGUCACUUGUAAGUGGUGGUUAAGUUUAAAGCUUUGGAGUCUGGAGUUGGCUAGUUGCCAUGCCGGUGCACCGUGACCGGGAGAAGAAGGAGAGCACGGCGGAGGAGAUGGAGGUGGAGGAGCAAGAGCAGGAGGCCUCCAGCUCUGAGGAGGAGGACUCCGACACCUCCUCUGUCUCCGAGGAUGGAGACAGCUCUGAAAUGGAUGAAGAGGACUGUGAGCGAAGGAGGAUGGAGUGUCUGGAUGAAAUGUCCAACCUGGAGAAACAAUUUACUGACCUCAAAGACCAGUUGUACCGGGAGCGUGUGAGCCAGGUGAACAGCAAACUGGCAGAGGUUGAAGCCGGGCGGGCAGCUGAGUACCUGGAGCCUCUGGCAGGGCUGCUGGAGAGCAUGCAGGUCCGCACCAAGGUGGCAGGUAAGACACACACUCUCUUGCUCUCACACACUCACACUCCCAUUUUCUCACACAUUGUCACUUUGUCUCAUUCUCGUUCUCUCUCAGGUAUCUACAGAGAGUUGUGCCUGGAGUCAGUGAAGAACAAGUAUGAGUGUGAGAUUCAGGCGGCGUGCCAGCACUGGGAGAGUGAGAAACUGCUGCUGUUUGAUACAGUACAGAGUGAACUCGAGGAGAAAAUCAGAAGACUGGAGGAAGAUAGACACAGCAUAGAUAUUACCUCAGAGCUGUGGAGCGAUGAGCUGUCCGGGAGGAAGAAGAGGAGAGAUGCCCUCAGUCCAGACAAGAAGAGGAGACGACCAUCAGUAGUGUCUGGCCCAUAUAUCGUCUACAUGCUUCCUGACCUGGACAUCCUGGAGGAUUGGACAGCCAUAAGAAAGGCCGUGGCUACGCUGGGUCCUCACAGAGGGAAGGCCGACUCGGACAGCUCUGUGUUCCCAUUCAGACCAGACAGAAACAGGCCGAUACUCAAUUGCUGAGACACACACACAAACAUACACACAUACACAAACAUAUACAUAUACACUCAAACACGCAAAAGGACCUCAAACAUAAUGCACAUGUGCAUAUUUACACAUACAUAUGAUUCUCAAGGGCAAACACAGACACCAAACAUUCACAUCUGAACAUCUUGAACUGUCUCUGAAUCUUCCAAGAAUCCUCUGCACUCCUCAUCUGACAGCGAGCACAGCUUUGCCGUUUGCCGAUGUAAGUCUAUAAGCUGCCUCUAGUGCCAGAAAGCACACACACCUCGGACAUGUGGGUUUGAAUCCCGUCAAAGGACAAACAGGAAUGCGAGCAUUAACCAGGUUUAUAAUCUGUGGUCCAGCUUCAGGCUCCACUGAAGAAUGAUGCCACAAGCUGAUUUUUGUUGAUGAGUCUGGCAGAAAGUCGACAAGGACUUCCUGUCUACAACCAAUUCAGAACAAAUGAAGAAUUUCAUUCCAAAAUGAGUCACACAUCACUGGGCCAAAAUGUGACACCUAGGGUUUGACCUUUUAUUGUGAUGGUUUUGAUAUCAAAGCUGCUCAUAGCCAAUAUUAUGCCUGCCUUCAGUAUCUCUAUGCAUGUCCACUUUCAUGCCACAAAAUCAUAAAAAUGCAACGUUACCCUCCAGAAAUGUCAUCUUGUCAAGUCAAGAGAAGCUUCUGUAAUAGCAUUUAGAGCACCAUGUGACACAAACACAGGUUUUAUUAUGGAGCAGUGACCAUAAAGUCAUAGUUCCUCCUCUGCAAAAUGGAUAUAUGGUGUAUUGGAAUGAAACCUUUAAAAUGCUCUAUUUUUUUCAAAUGAAUUCUGGUAUCUAUUUACAUUUUGAACUGAAUGGCCUGAGUGUGAAUCAGCACACCUGGGUCUUCCACAUGGACAAAGUACACUGAGGUUGUCAUAGGAUCUUCCCAGCGCCAAAUGUUUCCAAAAAGGCAAAGGUGAAUGAUUAAGCUUGGACACUUUGCCCAUCUUUCCGUGCUAAGUUAGAAGUCGAGGUGAAGAUUUCACUGCACGGAGCAAUGUCUGUCUCUAAAGCUGCAUUAUGGUCCGUCGUGCCAUGAACUAUUUUUGAAAUGAUUUUUAUGUUGAUAAACUGAAUUGUAUUGUAUGAGACAAUGAAUUACUUUUUGUAUCAGUGCUUUUGUACAGUUAGUUAGUGAUCGUACUGAGAUACUCAACAGUUGCUCCUGGUUUUUCAUAGUCUGAGAGUAUCUGUCACUCAGCAGUAACUCGAUGUCAAGUUAAACUCAGUGCAAGUUUAUUCCAGUGUCCUUCAGCUGGUGCAUUUUGCAUUUUCACAGAACCGUUCAGUUUCUGCUUUAAUUUUUUCUACAAACCAAUGAGGACAGUCUGGGUGCUUACUCGAUGACUCCAUUGGCAUGAGAAAUGAAAAUCCCAAGGCAUGAAAACAGAUGCAUACAGAUUGUGUGUGGGAUGUAAAUGCAGUCAGGCAGAAUUAAAUAUGUGCUUCUUCCUAAACCUUGGGAUAAAUUGACCCAGAGAUAUCUUAAUCAAUCCUUCUUUAGUGUAUGCUCACUCGUUUAAAGACUAAAUCUAAGACUGUUUUAUGGGAAUGUUGAUGGGGAUAACUGAACUGUAAAACUUACACCACACCAUUGCCUGAAAUUCUGCUCGGUUUCCAUGCUAUGCAAUACAAAUUUAAGAAAAUGCAUUCACAGCUAAAUAUUUUCAAAUUCAUGCACUUGUAUUGUGAGCUCAUUGAUGAAUUUCUCUGCCUGUACCUCCUGAUUCGUCUUUUAAACUUGGAAUUAACAAGUUACGCUGCUCUCCAAACAUAGAAGAUGUGUCAUGAUCUUGUAUUGAACUGAUCAAAGAUGCAGUGUUUUUUAGCUGUUUUUUCCUCUCUGCAACAAGUGAACAUGUAUACACCAGCAUCUUUGCCAGUAGCAUAGUAAGGCAAAGCCAAGACAGUGCCAACAACAUCCAUAUUAACAUAGGAGAUAACUAAGAACAAGACCAUAGGGAGUAUUCAAAGAAUACUUUGGCGUUUUGAUUUUUAGCUGUUUAUGCCCCUUCAUUUGUUCCACUUCUUUAUGAUGUUCAGUUCUCAUCUAGUUUACCCACCUUUUCAUGUACCGUUACAUCACUGAGCAAGACCAACAACGUUAGAAUAGGCCACGAUCAAAUGCAGAAACUUAUUCUUAGGUUUUUGGUAGAAAAACAGAUGAAAACUCUGAAUAUCACAGUAUUCCUUUACAUUUAGUUAUGUGCCAAAUAUUGCUGUUAUGUACUCUACUUACCAUACAUACCUACCUCUACUAGUUUCAAUACUCAUAGUCUCUCUACUUCAUUCUAUCUCUCUCUUUCUUUGUCUUUUACACCAAUAUGAUUACUUCUAAGAUAUGAAAAUGUUAUCAUCUUGACGUGAGGCCGACAUUACACCGUGCAACUUCCAUGCAAUUAGAUGCAUGUUGUAAAUUCAGUUUUUACUGUUGCUAUUUCAUCAAACCCAUAUGGACCAUUCCAAGCAAUGAGGUAAACCUAGUUCAUUAUUUUCCAAAAAAAAAAAAAAAAAUACUCAGUUGCAUGGAAAAGUUUCACAUGUAACGUCGACUUUCAA
Myripristis murdjan (pinecone soldierfish) is the source of this 3961-nucleotide messenger RNA. RefSeq names its product BRMS1 like transcriptional repressor a (gene brms1la). Bases 495 to 1370 code for a protein of 291 amino acids. Lineage: Eukaryota; Metazoa; Chordata; Actinopteri; Holocentriformes; Holocentridae. The record is from RefSeq and is a predicted model, not a curated record. The transcript has 8 exons.